Molecule: messenger RNA, 1464 nt
Organism: Exserohilum turcica Et28A
Lineage: Eukaryota; Fungi; Ascomycota; Dothideomycetes; Pleosporales; Pleosporaceae
Exons: 5
Coding region: 1-1464 (487 amino acids)
Biological process (GO): vesicle-mediated transport; negative regulation of transcription by RNA polymerase III
Cellular component (GO): AP-1 adaptor complex; nucleus
Molecular function (GO): RNA polymerase III core binding; clathrin-cargo adaptor activity
Source: RefSeq, a predicted model, not a curated record
AUGACAAUCAAAUACCUCAUUCUGCUCUCGCGCCAGGGCAAAGUGCGUCUGGCCAAAUGGUUCACCACCCUCGCGCCCAAGGACAAGGCCAAGAUCGUCAAGGACGUCUCGCAGCUGGUGCUCGCCCGCCGCACCCGCAUGUGCAACUUUCUCGAGUACAAGGAUACCAAGGUCGUCUAUCGCCGCUACGCCUCGCUCUUCUUCAUCGCCGGCUGCGACGCCACCGACAAUGAGCUGAUCACGCUCGAGAUUGUCCAUCGCUACGUCGAGCAGAUGGACAAGUACUACGGCAACGUGUGCGAGCUCGACAUCAUCUUCAACUUCCAAAAGGCCUACUUCAUCCUCGACGAGCUGCUGCUUGCUGGCGAGAUGCAGGAGAGCAGCAAGAAGAACGUGCUGCGGUGCAUAGGACAGCAGGACAGCCUCGAGGAUAUGGAGUACCUCGACCUGUGCGCCCUCCACGAGGUCAACCUCGCCCUCAACUUCGACACCCAAGACACAGCCAUCAUCGGCGGAUGCGACUUAUGGACUGUAAAAGCAGCUGGGAGUGAUAAGAAAUUAUACAAGCGCAUUGAGAAGACGCUCGAGGAGCGACACAAGGACCUGCUAUCCGCAGUUGCGGGGCUGUCGGAACAGUCAGCCGCGCAAUUCGCGGAUCAAGUCGAUAUCUCAAGAGAUACGCCAUUCGGUAGCUUCAGCGAGGCAGCGAACCGCCAUACCUUUGCCUACCUCAUUGCAACGCUCAAUGCAACACACAUUGACUACGACUUUGCAAAUACCCUGAACCCGGACGAGUUCCGCCGCGAGACCAUGCACAGUUUCAUGCACAAAAUCGAUACUACCAUGUACUACCUCCGGCCGCAAGUCUAUUCCGCCGGUCUUCCCGCAGGCGCCGUAACACCACUUGGCUCACCGAUUUGGAGUCCCCGCUCAUGGCAACUGGUUGACAGCGAGAUGGACAUGUCCAACUGUGAAUACUACGCCUGGGAGCCGUCAGACGACCCUUUUGCGGAUGAUGGUGCAAUCUGGAGUCACCAUUUCUUCCUUUACAACAAGGAGCGCAAGCGAGUUGUCUAUUUCUAUCUUCGCGGCAUAUCUGCUCUUUCCAACUCGCCCAGCGUCGCCAUGUCGCUCAUGUCAAAGUUCAAGGCGUCAAAAUACGAAUCAUCGGCCAAUGCGGGCAGUAGGAAGCGUGCCGAAUACUGGCUGGGAGCUCGCGCCAAGAAGGGUCUUGAAGCGUACGGCGAGAGCGACGAGCUUGACAAUAUGGUGAUUGAUCACCCAGGCGAAGUCGUCGAUGCCGAAGAGGAGCAAUACCUUCCUGCGAGAGAAAUGAGCAUGGAUGCUGAAUACUACUACGAGAGCGACGGAGAUAGCGACGUCGAAUCACUUGUUGGCAGGGAGAGGACCGUGGGCAAAGUACGGACAAUGAGUGAGGGUGUAGUGGAGAAGAUGGAGCUCUAG